This is a messenger RNA of Protopolystoma xenopodis, 723 nucleotides long. The record is from the annotation of a GenBank genome assembly. NCBI's taxonomy places the organism in Eukaryota, Metazoa, Platyhelminthes, Monogenea, Polystomatidea, Polystomatidae.
AUGCCCCCAUGCAACACACAGCCUCUCUCUCUCUCUCUCUCUAUCUAUCUUACAUACACACACACACACUCAUAUCUCCACACAUACAUUCAUGUACAUACAGAAACCGCAUGCGGAAGUGGCCACAGUUUUGCUAAUUGUGCCGAGGUCAGGCCUGUUCUGCAUCUCAACGACCCACUCGCAGCCGUCGGUCGUCCAAGCUACCGGAUCAGAGAGUCGUCGAGGCGAAUAAAUCGCCCGUCCCCGUCCCCGUCCCACGAAUCUGACUGGCCAUCGGAAGGGGUCCCAGGGUUCCCACCAGACAAUGCCCACCUGCCUUCGGGCGUGACUGGGUGUGGAGGGGGUGUCGAGGUGGGGCGGGGAUUGAUUCAGCCAGACGUGGGCGGCUAUGAUUUUACGAGCCUUUUCUCUGCCCCACUGCCUGCAGCCUCUCCGAUUCGCAUCACGUCCUCCACCCCGUACGGGCCUUCAAUCCGAUCUCGAGGCUUCCCCAGCCUCGGGAGGGCACGGAUGUUCUUUUAUACACUCCUCCCUCGAAUGGACGAUCUGAGGCUGGGACAAAGCGGCCAAGCCAAGUGCGUGAGGAGCGGUCCUGCAUCUGGCCGCAGCAACCCCUCCUCUUGUCGCCACCACCCUUCGAGGCAGCGAGAAGCCCGAUUUUUAUGCCUCUUUUCUCUGCACUCCAGACUUUCGAGGACGAAGCCGUUUUUUCAUACGAAUUAA